CUCGUUGUUACAGUUUCAGGAACCGCAAAGGAAAGCUGAAACAUUCCGGGAAAAGGAAGAUCUGUCAUUCUCCUUCCACGAUGAAGACCUCCAAACCAGCGCAACAUACCUCUGCUCAAGAGGAAUGUGGUGUUUGGCUGGAUACUGUGCAACUAAAAGGAAAAGCUAAACAGAAACGAGUUGCCCGACCCAUCUCUAAAAUGCUGAAUCCUUUCGCUGAAGGCAGCGGAUAUAGUUUGGCUGUGGCACUCAAUUUCACCCAGACCAAAAUGGAGAUGCCAAAGACCAAACAGAGCUCUAUAUCAACCUUUUUUGCACCUCAGGGCAGAGUUUUCAAUAAGAUGUCUUCAUCUGAAGUGCCAAACAUGGAUCCAGUGCAGCCUUCUUCAUCAUCGACCUCGGCCACAAACGCCUUAACUGCACCCAACCCUAUAGUAUCGGGGACAAAACGAAGACUUGAAAUGUUGGACUUGUAUAACUCUGAGCCUGGAGUGAAUCAUGAGUGGAAAAGAGACCAGGUGACUGAGGCGGAAGCAGCACUGUGUCAGGAGCAGGCAGCAGAAGAGCAAAUAGAGGAGAUACAUCCACCACGGAGUAAGAGGGGCUUCAUUGCAGCCUCCUUAUUGCCAGGUGACAGUCAACCUCUUCCACAGGUGUGGAGUCAGGACCCACUGCUCACUUGGAGCCAGUAUUCUGAAGGUGAAUUUUCCCCGACAAAAAAAGAGCAAAAAAACAGCUCAGCAAUGGACGUUAGUGACUCUGAGCCAACUUUCCUUAACAGUCGACAAAGUGAGGACGUUUUUGGUAUUCAGAUUAAUCUGGAAGAUGGAACCUCAAUCCAAAAAUCCUUUAAGCAUUUUCAUUCUUCUCAAACGGAUCAAGAGAAAGCAAACAGGUUUUUGUCCUUUAUGUCUCCAAGAAAGCGCUCAACUCUCUCUCAUAUUGAACCUCUUUCAGAUUGUAAAUGUACAGAGCCAGAAACUGCAUCACCUCGAAAACAUGCUCCGUUGUGCAUGUGGGAAAGAGCUGAUAAAGAACAGAGCCUUGAGUCACAGUUCAAGUGGACAAAACCGAGCACCUCUCCCCUAAAAAGAAAAGCACCAAAGCUGUCCUGCAGAGAGGUCGGUGAGGACAGUCUGGCCAUGCUGUUCACACAGGACUCUGAAGGCUUCAGAGUGAUUGCACACAGAGGUCUGCAAGCUAGGAAUCCCCUCAGAGAUAAGAGUAACAUAAGCUCUGUGAUGGGGAGAACGAGUGCUUACAAAUCUCCCGUGGAGGAGGAAGAGGAAGACGAGAUGCUCUUUACUCAAGACUCUCAGGGAAAUAUGGUCAUCAAACACUGAAAGGAGACUUUAAAAUGCUUGUUUUAAUUGUCUAGAUGUGGAUAGACGUGUCUCAUACAUGCAGUGAGGUUUUGAAAUUGGUUAUAAACUGACAUUUUUUGCUUGUAUCCUCAAUGACUUAAUUUGUAGCUACUUUCAAACUGAACAUAUUGUCAUUAUUUCUGUGACGUUCUUACCUACCCUUCUGUAAAUAUUUUGUCUUUCCUGAAUGUUUAAGUAUUUCUGUUUUUCAUGUGAGAGUUUGCUUGUUUUUUUGACACCAUACAUUAUUUUUUCUUUUUGGUCUCUUCGCGGCUCUCUUGCAAAAACUCUGAACAAGAAAGAACAAAGGGUUUUGAUUUUAUUUGAAAAAUGAUACACAAUUACAUAAAAUUGCUUUCACGUUAAUUAAAAAAAUUGAAACACA
Molecule: messenger RNA, 1749 nt
Organism: Pseudoliparis swirei
Lineage: Eukaryota; Metazoa; Chordata; Actinopteri; Perciformes; Liparidae
Product: aurora kinase A and ninein-interacting protein
Exons: 4
Coding region: 81-1343 (420 amino acids)
Biological process (GO): spindle organization
Cellular component (GO): centrosome; spindle pole
Source: RefSeq, a predicted model, not a curated record